Messenger RNA from Cyprinus carpio (common carp), 5576 nucleotides. Its product is annotated as lysine-specific demethylase 4B-like. Gene Ontology annotation, cellular component: nucleus. The coding region runs from base 204 to 3551 and encodes 1115 amino acids. Gene Ontology annotation, biological process: chromatin remodeling. Lineage: Eukaryota; Metazoa; Chordata; Actinopteri; Cypriniformes; Cyprinidae. Gene Ontology annotation, molecular function: histone H3K9 demethylase activity. The transcript is spliced from 22 exons. The record is from RefSeq and is a predicted model, not a curated record.
CGCGUCAGCCAAUGGGAGGCUACGCUUUGGUACGAUCCAGCCAAUCACGGCACACGUCGCGCUGCAGUGGGCGGAGAUGCGGCCCAGCGCUGCCGAAACACUACCGAGCCUCUGGAAUCCAGAAAACGGACAGAAUCGAGAAGAAAACAGCGAAGAAAGAGCAAAAAACGACCCAGAGCAGGAGCUUUAGCUGACCUGCAGUCAUGGACCCGUCUUUACCUCCAGACCCGAACCCAGAGCCUGAACCGGCUCCAGAUGUCACUCAACAAGCAGACACCGCUCACGGUUCACCUGUCCAACCCACCCUGGACUCGAGCCCGCAAGCGCAGCAGGAACCGCUUUCAGAUCCGGCCCAGGAACCGUCUGAAGAACCGACCCUGAACCCAGAAAUAAAGCCAGAGCCGUCAGCACCAGAACUCACACCAGAGGCACCGGCUCCAGCACCGGCCCCGGGCCCACCUCCAGCGGCCAACUCCUACAAGAUCAUGACCUUCAGACCCACCAUGGAGGAGUUCAAGGACUUUGGGAAGUACAUCGCUUAUAUCGAGACCCAAGGAGCUCAUCGAGCCGGUCUGGCAAAGGUUAUUCCACCGAAGGAGUGGAAGCCGCGGCGUUCCUAUGAGACCAUUGAAGAGAUGGUCAUUCCUGCUCCCAUCAUGCAAGUGGUGACCGGCCAAUCAGGACUCUUCACUCAAUACAACAUCCAGAAGAAGUCCAUGACGGUCGGAGAAUAUCGCAAACUGGCCAAUAGUAAAAAGUACUGCACCCCUCAACACAAGGACUUUGAUGACCUGGAAAGAAAGUACUGGAAAAACUUGACGUUUGUGUCGCCCAUUUACGGCGCCGACAUUAGCGGGUCCCUCUAUGACCCGGAAAUCACAGAGUGGAACAUCAGCCAUCUGAAUACUCUUCUGGACAUGGUGGAGCAGGAGUGUGGGAUCGUCAUUGAGGGCGUCAACACACCCUACCUGUACUUCGGCAUGUGGAAAACCACUUUCGCCUGGCACACGGAGGACAUGGACCUCUACAGCAUCAACUACCUGCAUUUCGGCCAACCAAAGUCCUGGUAUGCCAUUCCUCCCGAGCACGGCAAGAGGUUGGAGCGGCUGGCGCAAGGUUUUUUCCCAGGAAGUUCUCAGGGCUGUGACGCGUUUCUCCGUCACAAGAUGACCCUCAUUUCUCCAUCGAUCCUGAAGAAAUACAGCAUCCCCUUUGACAGAAUCACGCAGGAGGAGGGCGAGUUCAUGAUCACGUUUCCGUACGGAUAUCACGCCGGAUUCAACCACGGCUUCAACUGCGCAGAGUCCACGAACUUCGCCACCCUGCGCUGGAUCGACUACGGCAAGAUGGCCACGCAGUGCACGUGUCGUAAGGACAUGGUGAAGAUCUCCAUGGACGUCUUCGUUCGCUGCCUGCAGCCCGACCGCUACGAGCUGUGGAAGCAGGGGAAAGACAGUACGCUCCUGGACCACCUCAAACCCACGAGCCUCACCAGCCCGAGCAGGAAAACCAGAGUCACAGCUCAGGCGAGGGUGAAACAGUUCCGCCGUCUGAAGUCUGGCCCCCGCCGAUGUGAAGGUUCGGGUGGCCACGCGCCAGCGCGAGUGGAGCUGUACAUUACCCCACUAGUACCCCUGCUCAAGCCGUAUAGCGCGCGGCAGAGCAGCAGCCGGCGGGACAGCAAGAAGGACGGGCAUGGCGAGGCGGAAGAUGGAAAAACAGAAUCUCAGGAUCCUCCAUCGGAAAACGCAGAGGAGGAGAAGAAGAAGAAGAAGAAGAAGAAAAAGAAGAAGCCGAAGCAUCCCGACGAGCUCUCCUUCCAGCAGGUGUUUGAGCAGUUUGCUUCCACUGACAUUCAGAACCAGAGUAAUGGAGCUGCUCCCGGCCUGCAGCCAAAUCCUUUCACGAAACUGAAGAAGAAAGUUGAGGUGAAGAAGAGCCGAAGACAUCCAUUCAGCAAGCCACCCAUGCGCUCUCCUCACUCUAUAGUCAAACAGGUAGCCUCCAGCGAUGAGGGUAAGUACCGUGGCAUCCCUCAACCCGACACCAAUAAGCCCGAGGCCAAGAAGUCUGAGGAGAGUGCGCUGUGGCAGAACCGCUUGCCAAACUUCCUGGCCGAGAAACAGUUCAACGCUGCGAUGGCAACCAUCGAGCCGCACUGCGCCGUCUGCACGCUCUUCUGUCCGUACACACAGCCUCUUAAGGACCCCUUCCACCUCUCGGACACGUCUGGCCUGGUGUCCCGGGUCGGCUGUCGCACCCGUCCGCUGGUUCCAGAGAUGUGCUUCAGCGCGGGAGCUGAAAACACUGAACCGCUGCCAUCGAACUCCCACAUCGGUGACGACGGCACCAGCGUCCUGCUGUCCUGCGGGUGCUGCGGCCUACAAGUCCACACGAGUUGUUACGGCGUCAAUCCCGACACGAAACAGGAGGGCUGGAUGUGUUCCCGGUGCACUGCGGCCGAAUGGACAGCCGCCUGCUGUCUUUGCAGUUUAAGAGGAGGAGCUUUGAAGAAAACCACAGAUGACAGGUGGGUUCACGUGAUCUGCGCCGUCGCUGUGGCCGAGGCUCGUUUCGUUAACGCUGUGGAGCGAGAGCCUGUGGACGUGACGGCUGUCCCCGACACCAGGAAGAGUUUGAAGUGUGUCUACUGCCACAAGACGACCAAGCAGAUCUUCGGCGCAUGUAUCCAGUGCUCGUUGGACAACUGUUCCACUUCCUUCCACGUCACCUGCGCCCUCCUCGCCGGAGUCGUCAUGAAGCCGGCCGAUUGGCCGUACGUGGUGUCCGUCACCUGCCACAAACACAAACAGACCAAUCAGAAGGUCAAAAGUGGCUCGCGCGAGCUGUCUUUGGGUCAGGAGGUCAUCGGCAGGAGCAGCAACGGUUGGUUCUACCGCUGCACCAUCACCGGCAUUGGCACGCAAAACUACUAUGAAGUCAACUUUGACGACGGCUCCUACUGUGAUAACGUCUUCCCAGAGAACCUGCUGAGUCACGACUGCCUGAGGAACGGCCCUCCAGAACUGGGCGAACUCGUGGUGGUCAAAACAGACGACGGACGGGUUCUCAACGCUUCUUUCAUCAAGGAACACGUCCACCGUUACUAUCAGGUGGAGUUUCAGGACGAGACGCAGAUCUUACUGAAGCGCAGCGAGAUUCACUCUCUGGACCAUGAGCUGCCCAAGAGGGUCAUGUCUCGUCUGGCAACUGUGAACCAACAGCAACCUCAGGCGCAACCAUCAGAUGAACCUCUGGCCGCGAAACGCCCACGUCUGCCAACACCGCCUCCAAUACUAGCCAUUGAGCCCUCGGCACUACCUCCAGACAUAGUUACCACUUUCCUGCCUGCUAGUAUUACUCCAAACACCAGCACCGCCCCCUGCCUGCCUCCCCCCACCUCACUUCCAGUUUCAGCACCCACACUUCCUGCCCCGGAACCCAGCGAGAGUUAUACCCAUAGCUCCAGCUACGUAGCCUACAUGGAGUCUCUCCUCAACUCGGACUUUCCUCCAGAAGAGGGCGAACAAGGUGUUGAGCCGAUGUAUUGAAGCGCCACUUUGCGCUACCAGCUAUUCGUCAACACAUACAGAAUUUAAAUUCAUCUACUGCAUGUCUUUGUUUCAUUUAUUCGCUGUCGUGCUAAUCCGAGUUUCCCACCCAUGAAUGGUGCGCGUGGGACGCAUGCGUGUCAUUAUAGACUGAAGCUGAAACGGAUCCAGUACAUAGCCUUGGGGGAUGCCUCACUCUUCCGACCCUUUACACGUUCCCUCGCUCUGGUUCUUUCACUAAACGGAAAGAGCCGCCAUACAUUUUCAGAUGGGAUAAUCAUUCACUGUAUGUGCUGUUUACUUUAUACCUGAUUUUUUUCUCUAACGAGUGCAAAAUAUUUUUCUAACUCAAACCAAAACAUGCUACCCGGUCACAGAUCACAUAGACAGUCUAUAUCUGUACAGUUUCAGGUAUUUUUCUCUAUAUUCAAGUGUUCGGGUGGGGGUCACAGGAAGAGUUUUUGCUAGGCUCAUGGGAUUUAACAAGUAUUUAAAUGUCUUUUGUCACAUAUAGAUUUAAUACUUGUAUAAAGAAAAUCAAUUAUGGCAGCAUCAGAAGCUACAGUUUUCAGUUACCGUACACAUUUGUGUUACGAUAGAUUUGCGCAUCUUCAUGUAUUCUUCUAUAAUCUUCGAUAAAAAGUUUUUCAGCGCCAGGUGGUUUGUUUUUCUAGCAUACUUGGUAGACGUUGAUAUUGAAUACUAUUGUCUGUUUUUUAUUAUUAUUACUGUUGUUGUUAUGAUUAUUAUUUUUAUUGAUUUUUAUUUUUGUGAAUCUUUGCAACACAAUGUCGAAAGAUGAAAAAAAAAGUUGAAUUUAUAAUUUUUAUUCAAGAGGUUGAAGUGGCGUACAUUUAAGCGUAUAGUCAUAGGUGAUGUUAAACAGAUACGCAAUCUGCCUUCUCAAGGUGCUAUAGAGGUCUUAGACUACUGAGGGGCGAUCCGGGUCAUGUGACCCACAAUAAGGUGUACAUACUAGAUGUCCUGCUCGCAAAUUGGAAAAAUGGUCUUCAGUGUAACUUCUAGUCUUAUCAAAUGCCAUGUCACAUUCAAAUAAAGGGUCUGGUUGUCGCUUCGGAUUUGUUUUCUCCUUUUUGUUGUUUGCCCAUCCUUGCUGUUUCAUCUUCUGACGUGAGCAAUUAUCAAUCAGCACGCCUCCUUCAUCGGUACUUGCGGGUUCAUCAUCCAAAUAGCAUUGAGAAUUUUAUCCAACCCACCCUCGAUUAAUUUGAAAACAAACACUCGUAUAAGACCUUUACAGACAGGAUUGUCCUUAUAGACUGAAGUCAAAAUGGACCCAGUACAUAGCCUUGGGGGAUGCCGCACUCUUCUGACCCUUCCCACAAUCCCUCGCUCCAACUUUUUUGUUAAACUGAAAGAGGCGCCACACAUUUUCAGAUGGAAUAGUCAUUCACUUGCUUUAGCAUGUCAGAUUUUGGAGAAUUGUGCAAAAUGCAAAGUAAUUUAAUGCAAGGAAAGUCCCAAAAUGAAGUUUUGUCAUUAAAUGGACAUUUUGAAAAUGAUUAAUUGCAUUCCUUUUUAUUGCAUUAUUUCCAAAAAUAAUUGCAGAAAAUUAAAUUAACAGCCCUUCUUUUUCUAUUUUUUUUUCUCGUACACCAUGAUUUUUCAAUACUAUUAUUCCUCCCACUUUCAUUUUUACUGUUUUUUAAAUAAGAACAUCUGAAUUACAUUUCUAAGAUAAUGAAUCUUUAGGGAGAAAGUGCGUACUGAGGUUUGAACUUCGUGAAUGCAUCCUCUCCCCUUACGUUUAAUGUGACAACCAUCGUUCUCAUCUCAACACCGUUUGUUGUUUUCCGCCAGUGAUGUCUACGGCCGCUCUGACAGUAGACGUGAAGUGUGUCGAUGGCAUUUGUACUCUGGGGUUUCUGCUUUGCAUUAACAGAAACAUCACGAGAGGCAGGUUUAAUUAAAUAACCCACCACAGCUUGCAUACUGAUGAUGGCAAAUGUUUAUCUGUGCAGAAGUACUAGGUAAGAUUCUAAUAAAAUGUGAAGUGAAACUGUG